Fopius arisanus is the source of this 10021-nucleotide messenger RNA. RefSeq lists its product as uncharacterized. Gene Ontology annotation, biological process: exocytosis. NCBI's taxonomy places the organism in Eukaryota, Metazoa, Arthropoda, Insecta, Hymenoptera, Braconidae. Bases 607 to 9180 code for a protein of 2857 amino acids. The record is from RefSeq and is a predicted model, not a curated record. Gene Ontology annotation, cellular component: plasma membrane; exocytic vesicle. Gene Ontology annotation, molecular function: neurexin family protein binding. The transcript has 11 exons.
GUAAACUGUGGACAAACAAGUUUAGUUGAGUUCAUUGGCAUUAAAAUAAUCUCUAAACUCCCCCCAGAAAUAUUCAGCACCCCAGCAUGAAUAAUUUGAAAAAUCAAUGUACCUCCAGUUGAAUAAAAAUACGUGUUGAAUAAUCGUGAUGUCGUUAGGAAGUGCAUUUUCUUCGGGGCAUAAGGUUGUGCCCUGUUGUCUUGAGUCUUUCAGUCCAGGAGUUGCCCUCGACAGUGAGGGAUGCCGGGAACCGGCCUAAACCUGUCCCCAAUCCUCCAUCGAAAAAUUCACCCGUGCAUUCCUACCUGAAGUCUUACUCAGCAUAUUCAUUUAUCGCGUAAAUAAAUCCAUCAAUUACUUCAGUAUGAAAAUAACAUAGUACCAACAAUGAAAUUUUUUCAUUUGCCCAGCGUGAAUGUGUAACCUUGACAGUCAGGUAAUUACCCGGAAAAUCACCGAAAGUGCCUCAAAGUACUCCGCCCAUCUUCAAUUAAUUCCUCCAAAAUGCGGGCAACUGCAUUUUUUAUAAAUAAACAAGUGAAUUUAUCACUUCUUGAUCGUUUCGAGUCGUUGGAUCAAUGAUAAUAAAAGUGAAUUCCGGGGAAUAUGGAGAGAAUACGUGGGAAACGACGAACGGACGAUAAACACAGUAGUUUUGAUGGAGAUGGAAAUAAGAGAGUUGAAAGUGGCUCAGUCAUUGCGUUACCAUUGGAUGAUGUCAGGAAAAAUUCACCGAUUAAUAUAUUAAAGAGAAGCAUACGCCGUGCUUGGACGAUCAAUGGACCACCCUGUCGAUGGACUAUUUCCAGAAAGUCUCCAGCUUUCAGAAUAUACCGGAGUUUUCCAUUGAGCAGAAAUAAUCGCACGAGUGGGAACAGUAAAACAGAAAACGCCGAGUCCUUGAAGAAUGAAAUUGAGCGUAAAGUGUUUUCCCUUAAAACAGAUUCAUUAAACUUGCGAAAUAAAUCGAAUGAUGCAAACGAACACGAUAAUCCUCAAGCUCAUGGGGCUUUAACGAAACCGACAGCGAAGCAUUUUCAGAAAUGCGUUUCUGAAUCUAAAUCUUCACCGAAAUAUGGCGAGAGAAAAUCGAAUAUACCGAUUUAUAGAAGAAAUUCAAGGGAGUUUGAGGAUAUUGGUGGUUCAAGGGAAUCACCAAGACGUUCACUCAUUCCUCAGAGAUAUCGAGGGAGCACUGACGAUCUGAGGAGAUAUAGAGAGGAAGGGAAUGUCCCCAGUCUCAUUCCCAAACUCUCACAGAAAUCAAAGGACGAGAAGAUCUUCAAGAGGGAAAAAUUUGAGGCGAAAUCCAGUUCGAAUAUUAAGAGGGAUAUUAAAGAGAAGGAGGAAUCUCGUUUGAAAUAUUCUCCUACCAAUUUCCGUAGGAUUCCCAGGAGCGAAGAGAAUUUAUUUCUGUUCAAAACACAAGCAGAAACUAAGAUUGAACAUCCGGAGAAUCACAAAGAAGAAGGUUUAGAGGAAAUAAAUUCUCAAAACGAUCUCGUACUAGAGACAACGGUUGAGAAAACAAGUUUCGAAUCUUUAGCUAUGGCAAAUGAGAAGAUGAUAAUAGAUGAGUGCCAUGGUAUUAAGAGUCCUGCAAAUGACGAAAAAAAUGUCUGCGGUGAUUCUUCGGAGGAUAGAGACUCCGGAGACGGUGAAAAAUCUGUUGAUGUGAUGGAUACGUCCAAUACUUCCACUGCUAGUGAUAUCGAAACUCCAGAAAUCAAUUUAGAGGACAUAAAAAAUCUGCCUGAUCCUCAUCAGAGUAAAAAAAGUGAAGAAAUUCAAGUGAUCCGCAGAAAGUAUUCGAAGGAAGAGCUCUCCAACACUGACGACACAGAUGAUGCGCCAAAUCGUCGCUCAUCGAGCCAUCUGUCACCGGAAGCCAGCCCCCUCAGUACUCGUUCAUCCAGGUACAGUCCACGUGAAAGCGAGAGUGAACCAACGCCUGCAUUACCGCGAAAAACUCAGAGUGGUGAGUCAUCUAUAUCAUCGCAGAGAAUACGAGACGCUAUUACGAGAACAAGAAGAGAGUCUAAUAGUAGUACGCGGUAUGAGAGCAGUGGUAGUGAGAGUUUAAGAUUGAGUGAAUCCGGAUUACACGGUUACGUGAAUAUCGCUCACAAGGUCAGAUUAUUCGGCAGCAGUCACUGUUGUCCAGGUGUAUCAAUUGACGAGCCAAUUCAAAGAGACAGUGCAACAAGUGCGGGGGAAGACGAGCCUCAAGACGACUGCCUCUCCCGUGAUCCUGCCAGACUGACUGGCGCAUCCACCCAGGGUAGAACAAUACUCCGUAGACGCCGACAAUUCGAUGCUCAAGGCUCCCGUAGACGAGGGAGAUCACACGCUAGAACAUGCUGCAGUGAGGAUUUCUCGAGUCUCCAGGCAGGACGUCAAUGCAGUCCCACUCAGGGACACAUCCAGACUCAUGAACCAAAUCCUCUGACACCGGAUUAUCGACGUUUGGUGUUCAUAAGUUCGGACUCGUCAUCGGGAAGGGAAGAGGAUGACGCGGACAGCAGUUGCUCAGGGUCUUCUUACUUGAAUGGUUUGCCAAGGGGUCAUGCACAAGGACUUGAGGAUUGCGAUUGGGAUUACUUUGAGAGUGGUACUUUACCGAUUCCAACGGGUUUGAGUGAUGGUAUUAAUCUUGAUGGAAUUGCUAACAUCAGUGGAAGCACCAGGGGAAUCAUUAGAGACUGGAGUUGCUGUCCUGGGAGAGGAGCUGCUGCUUGUUCGGCUUGUGGAGGCUCUACCAGUGCAAACGUUUUACCUGUCCCAGUACCCAUCCCCGUACCCGUCCCCUAUCCAGUGCCCAUUCCAGCUGCCCUCUGGAACGGUGAUUUUGCAGCAGCUGCUUCAUCAAUGAUCACCGGAAGUGGAACACCGGAGGGCACUUUGCGCCUUCGCGGUGACCCCACAGCCCCAUGGUUUUCCUGGCAUCCAAGAUUUAAUCAUCCUCUUGAUGGAACUGUUCAGAGAGGCUCGAGAAUUCCCAGCGGGGGUUUUGACCCCUCCAUCUUCACCUUCAGGCCUGAUGGCUUGUCACUAGGACAAUUUGAAAACAUUAAAGUCCAGGGGAGCUUGACAGAAGCUACAGCCUCCAAGGAACCAAAACCCGAGGAGAAAUUCAAGCCAGAUGAAGAGGAAAAGGCUCCAGAGGUCCAGAGUCCUCUCAAUAAUCAGAGUAAUGUCGAUUUAUUCCAGCCAGAAGCCCCUUCGAAAAAUGUACCCGAGAAAGAACAAGAAUCUCAUGUUGAGGAAAAUGCAGAGCCGGAUAAGGAAACCAGAAGAAAUUAUUGUUCUUCGCAGGACGAUGCGGGGAGUUCCUCAGGGAGAUCCUCGGCGGACAGCAGUGAUCUCGAUGAAUCAGCCUCUCAUCAUUUCUCUCGUGUAUUCGUAGUGAAUAACGAUUCGUUGACAAGCGACAAUGACAUGGAGGAGAUUGACGAUAACGAUGAAUCGGAAAAUCAAGAUGGAGAAGCUGGAAUUACACUGAAGCGAGUGAUUGCAUUGUCGGAUGAAGAGCAGUCACUGGUGCUCCGUAGGAUAAGUCUCUUCGAUAAAGAUUUGAAUUUUGAGAAGACUUCAGGAGAUUCAGAUACUUCAGGUGAAUGGAUGGCGUCCAGAGAUGCGGAUCGGGACAAUCAAAACGAAUCUAAAAAUGAUGGCUCGAGUGAAAUAUAUCUUGCGGAUUCAAUCGAUUAUUCCGAUAACAAUCACGUACAGUUGAGAUCGAUCAGAAAUAUAAACUCAGAGUUUCUCGAUUCUCCUGUCUAUCCUCUGAACAAUAAUCCGAGAUAUCCAAGUGAUAAUUCGAGUUUAAUUAAACCAGAAGACCUACCGGAAGAGAAAUCCUGGGAUUCUACAGUCAUGCCAGACUCUCUAGAGAUCACAAACACCAGUUUAAUUCAUUCGCAUGGCAGCCUUGUUACAGCCAGCACAAUUCCGAUAACUCGCGAUAAUGUAUCGCCUACCAUCUGUGAAUCCCAAAAGCUAGAAAUUUUUCAAAAUGAAAAAAGUAAAUUAAAUUCCAACACAGCCACAACUAAAACGAACGAACCGAGUGAAUUCACUGACGAGUUACAUGACCACCAAGUUAUGAGUCGUGUUAAACCACCAGAACGUUUCGUGAAGAGACUGUUAAACAAAGGUGUGUUGACGUCAAAAAAUGGUAGUGCCAAAACCCCUGAUGAGAUUGCCCACAGGUCGUCGACAAUUUCACAAACAAGUAAUCGAGUGUGCGAUGACGACGAGUGUGCGUCAGGUGAUCAUGCGGAUAUUAAAAUACCGGAGAGCUAUUCCGCAGAGAAACUUAACGCGAGUGACGAGUUGGAGGUAAUUGACAUGAAUGUAUGGAGUUUAAAUGAUGAGUUGAGAGAUAUGGAAUUAAAUUUGUCGUGCGGUGAAUCAAAAAUGCGUCAGUGUAAUGUUGAGGUGAGAGGCGAGAAAACCGAUGGUGUACAGGUGGGAGAUAGCGAGGACGUUGAUUGUGAAUGUAGUGGUAAUAAUAGUGGGGAAAGAGCUGUGGGUAAGUCACGGUAUCGUUCAGUCGAGCGACGCCCGCCCACUUGUAAAGAGAAUGGAGAAUUUUCACCUACAUCAUUUACAUCUUGUGUACAAUCACCCUCUGUUAAGAAUAAUUUCGUUGCUUGCAAUAAGUACAAGAGUCUCGUUAUGAUAACGCAGGGUAGUUAUCAGCCAGUUAGUGUUAUAACGAGUGAUACAACAACACUUUUGGAGCCAGAUGAUACGCAAACGCCACAGGGAUUGGCCGGUUACUACCAUCUGGCGUUGGAGGCUGUCACUGAGCCAAGGAAUGGCCAAGGACCUCGACGCCCCUUAAUGGUUAAACGACUGAGCUCUAGUAAUCAGGAGCUGGAAAUUGACAGUGGAUUGAGUGUUGGUAGUGCAAGUGAGAGCGACGAUGUGCAAUCCAUUAAGAAACCAUUGAGUUUUAGUGGUAAAAGUUGUAAUGAUGAUAAAGAGAAAACGGUAAAUGUCGAUGGUAAGGAGAUUGAUAAUUCCAGUGGUGUUGUUAUUCUUGAGGAGGGACUUGCUGAUGAUGACUCGUGGGUUGAGGAAGUGUCACACGAUGAGGAUGAACAGAGUGCUGCUGCCACUGAGGAAAGCUCCGAGGAUGAGUGCAAUAAUAUGGGUGACAGGGAGGAGGAACUCCGGGGAUAUCAUCGACAGGCCAUUGACUUCACACUUCACACGAUUGUUGAGGAAUCGUGCGAGGAGAGUGAAGCUGAACCCAGCUUGAGUUCAAAUUUGCGUAAACGACAGAGACCACCUUCAACAUCGGAAUUGGAGAAGUAUUUUUUCUUUGGACUUGGUGGUGACAUCAAUUCCGGGAAUAGCAAUUCAGGAUCAAGAGAAGUGGAUAGUCUAUCGGAGACGUCGUCAAUUUAUUCGGAAGGUCUUGAGUCACUCGGGCAGGAUGAUGUUAAAGAGAAGGGUGAUUUUUCUAAUUCAUCAAGACUGGAGAAAUAUUUUCUCUCGGAGUUUCUUGAAUUUGAUCAGGAUAGAAGGGAUUCCGAUGGGUCAGUGGGGAGUGAUUCGGAGGGUCGACCGAGUCCUGAGGCGCAGAGGAGAAAACGAUUGGUAAGAGCAAGGGGCACUGGAAGAUCCCACAGUUCAUCGCUGGAUAAUCUAUUGGCUCUAGCUCAGAGCUCCCAGAACUUGACAUCCCAGAAUUCACUUCAAGAUUUGAGUAUGAAUCAGGAUUGCCAGGAGACGCAGUCAGAGGGAUCAUCGACCGAGACUGAUGGAGUCGAGGAUGGCCAGACAGCGGUCUUUGGAACAGAUGGCCAAUUCGACACUGUGAAACGAAAGAAGAAGAAGCCGAGGACUCUGGGAACCCAAAGUCCACGAGUCACUGAGGACAGGAGUAAUAAAAGUCCUGAGCCACGUGACUCGUCAUUCGGUAAAUCUUGCGAAACCAUCACUAACGAUAUGGAGCAGAUGAUAAAUUCGGAUGAUGAGAGAUCGAAGACUCCUCAGCCGGAGCUCAACAGUUUUCCAUGCUCAUCCACCUCCACAUCGCCAUCGUCCUCGAGUCCAGACAGUGAGUCGAAUUUUGGAGAUAGUCGAGGCAAGCAGCAGUCAAGAGACUCUGGAUUUGUUGGUAGCUGUGAUGACCUGUUGCAGCAUCGAAAAUCCCCGACAGAUCCCAAGCUCGAUGGAUCCAAGGAUCACGCCACUAGCCAAACGAAAAAACACUCAGAAACAAAAUCCGGUCUGUCUCAAGCACAAAAUGGCUUACCACCUACCGCCAAUCCAUCAUUAUCACGAAAGGACAGCUUCAACAACUGGUCAAGUGACGAGGAGACAAAUCUAAUGAUGUCAAAAAUGCGACAAUUCUUCAAGACAAUGGUAGCCAAUUCAAACGGUCAGUCAACUCUGACAACUCCAGCGACCAACUCAAGUGGUCCAUCACCUGUACCAAGUCCCAGAUUAUCAGGCUUCACAACAACAAAGUCUCGAAUGUGUCCUCAGAAUCGAACCAAGCCCCCACAACUCGUCUACUUCGAGAAUGAAUUAACGAGACUCAUGAAAACAGUUCCCGGAAUCAGAGAUGAACAAGUAAGAGAAAUAGUCGAGUACCUGAGCUCCGAGGACACUUGGUCGGACUCUUACGACAGCUCCGACUACACGAGUUCGGAUUUAGAAGGUGCUGGUGGUCGAAGGUCAGCCCUCCAGGAGCAGAUAUCCCAGAGUUGCCAGCAGAUUAUUUCAAAAUUCGACAUGAACUCGGACGUUCCUGAGAAAGAAAAGGAAAUCUCUGAGAAUCCUGUGAAGCCCCAGUCAUCAGUGGGUCGAGACACUGCCUUCGUCUACCAGAAGCUCGUCCAAAGUUUUACAAAGAUGACAGGUGAAGGUGUGUCUUCGGAUGCAUCUUCAACUCCUCACAGUAGUCCACCCCUGAUUGCCAAGGUGAUGCAUCAUAUUGGCUCGAGACUUGUUGCCCUGAUGCAUGAGGUUUCCGAGGGUACAUCGACAGUCCAACACCACACAAAUUGGCGAAGAUAUUCACAACAUCAUAGAACUCCCUCUUCAGCGUCAACCACUGAGGAUGACGAAUCGACGUCUGACUCAACAGCCCCGAGUCACUUUCAACUGCCAAGAUCAAAGUCCCACGAUCCUCUGCUGCUGAUAAACGGGCAUCCGGCAGCGACUACCGGGCAAGAGGGCGAGGAGAGAGAGGCGAGUGAUUAUGAGAGAUUCUCAUGGCGCGGUAGUUUUGAAUCGGCAUUAAUGGCCGCUGAUUCAAGAACAAAAUUAAGCCUGCUGGCUUGUUCAGGUGAUGUGAAUGCCAGUGCAAGUGCAAGUGCAUUGGCAAUGGCUGCCAAGAGAAGGAGUGCAGGUGAUUUGCUGUUCAAUCCAAAAAGCUUCUCCAGGGAACAACUGGACAGAGUUCGCAGUUGUGGAUCGAUUGGAGGAGGUAAUGGUAUUGGUGUGAGUGUUGGAUCAAUCGAGGAGAAAAUUUGGAGUAAUAGGAGGAGAUCGUCGGUGCCUGAUGCCAAUACGAGGGGUGAGUCUGGGGCGUCUGCCGGUGAUGAUGAUACUGAGGACGAGUUGGAGUACACUGGUGAUCCAAGGGCUACUACGCUACCUAGGGGAAUGCAGGUGACCACCAGUGGAAAUGCUGCCACUAAUUCAUUGCCAAGGUUGCCAGCCUCCACUGCAGCUGGAGGCAAUAAUAUUAUGACUAAUACAUCGAUGCACAAGGCACAGAGUAUGUACCACUUUUUGCCACAACAUACUAAUGUCAAGUCGGCGAGGUAUCGACCCCCUGGGUUUGCGCGCAAUUCAUUGAGCAAUUCGGCUGCUGGUGGUGGAACCGUUGGACCCAAGCGAGCCUUCAGUGCUCCGGGAUUGCAAAUACCCGGGACCCAGAACCCUGGCAAAAGAGAGUCUUCUAGAUCACGUCGACAACAGGCUAUUUCGCUCGCGCCAGACGAUGGAAGUAGUUUGUCUGAAGCGUGUAGCACACCAAUAAUAGGUGCCAGCCCAAGGUCAGCCUCCAGUCGCACAGUCAUGGAUAUUGAUGACACGGAACGUGGAGGUCUACACUCGGCACAUAAUUUGAAUACACGAGCUUCAUUAUCUAGCCUUGGGGCGAGAUCUGACUCGAUGGCAUCAGUGUACAGCGGCGCGGGGGAGGGCAGAUGGUGUGGCUCAGUGGCAGUUCAUGGUGAAGUUGAAUUUUCCCUUCAAUACGACUACAAACAGCUGACGUUUGAGGUUCACGUGAGCCAGUGCAAAGAUCUAGCCCCAGUUGACAUAAAGAGAAAUCGUUCUGAUCCUUACGUAAAAGUCUACCUUCUACCCGAUAAGUCAAAGGGUGGAAAGCGAAAAACGAAAGUGAAAAAACAUACGCUGAAUCCGAUAUUUGAUGAGACACUUAAAUUCCAUAUUGGCUUGAAUGGAUUGGAAACGAGAACCCUCUGGCUAACAGUGUGGCAUUCAGACAUGUUUGGAAGAAAUGAUUUUCUUGGAGAAGUUAGAAUGCCGCUGGAGAAUAAAAUAUUUGAUGAUCCGACGCCAAGGUGGUAUCCACUCCAGGAGAGAACUGAACCGUUUGAUGAUCCCGUCGCCUACAAGGGCGAGGUUAUUGUUGGCCUCAAAUUUGUUCCGCCAGAUCCAGCGCAAUUGCAGGAGAGAGAGAAUAUUGCUUGCGAUAAAAACAUUGUGAAAGGAAAGAAAAAUUGGAGCCGAGGUGCACUCCAUGUGCUCGUUAAAGAGGCUCGUAAUCUUCAGACUCGAGCUAAAAAUUCGGGCACUUGUGAUCCCUUCUGCAAAAGUUAUUUGCUGCCAGACAAAGGCAGAUCUGGAAAACAAAAGACAGGGGUUGUUAGGCGAUCUGGUGGAUCGCCGGUGUGGGGUCAUACUUUUGUUUACAAAGAUGUUAGUAUUCAGGAAUUGGCUGAACGUGGACUGGAAUUAACUGUUUGGGAUCAUGAUCGUAUUGCCAGCAAUGAAUUUUUGGGAGGUGUGAGAUUUAAUCUAGGAACUGGUAAACAUUAUGGAAAAUCAGUGGACUGGAUGGAUGCGACUGGACGAGAACUCUCACUUUGGCAGAGUAUGUUGGAACGUCCGAAUUUUUGGGUCGAAGGAGCAGUGACUCUAAGACCCAACUUACACAAUCAUGGCAAGAGCAAUAUCUCUUGAAUAUUUCAUUCCUUAUUCCCUAGGAUGAGUAAAAUUGGCCAAAAUAUUUCACCUAUCCGUCCCUAUAUCCAGGAAUGUACUCCAAGCUUGAUGAAUAUCAAAUGUGGACGAUUCUUCCCUUUGCAUGAAAUCCUAGUUACGUUUUUUUGUACGAUAUCGAAGGAAAGGGGAAGGUUUUUCCUUCACGUUAUCAAUAUUACAUUUUACAUUCCAUAUUAGCGAUAAUUGAAAUGGUCAAUUUGAGGUAAUGUGAAUACCUCCUAAUUUCAAUGUAUUUGUGUACUUAUAAAUAGAUAAUAUAUUUAUACUCAAUAUGCGUUCCAUAUAAAAAUGAUAUACAUUGAAAACUGUUAUUGAAUCACAAAGAAACUUCGAUUAGAUAUAAACUUAAAAUUCCAUAAAUUGUGAUUGCAAUGCAUGACUUGUAGUGUGAUGUUUUAAUUAGAACAAUUUGCUCCCUUUGAGAGCCGUUAGGAGUUAUUGAAAAUGAAAAAUUUGUAUGUACUUAAGGCAAGACAGGGUUAGUUUGCAAACUACUGCCUAUGCAUAACUACCAAUUCCAGUAAUGAUAAGAAAUUAUACAUUUAUUUGUAAGAAAUCGUUGUGCUAAAAAUUGGACCAAUUAUCUCAGGAUAUUUACAUGCAAAUUUGAUAAAUGGACUUUGUACGUAUGAGCAAUGUAUCAAUUGUUACCAAUCAAUUUUUCUCGUGUGAAAAAAAUACUUUCUGUAUGAAAUUUCAUCAGGUCAAUUAGGCGGAGUAAUCAUUGGAAUGGCCUUGUUGAUAUCUAAUGCAUUUACCAGUGUAACUGGAAUAUGAAUAAAACGAACUUUUAUACCUA